AUGGGCGGAGCACAUGACGUAAGACGAGAACAACGAGAGAAUGCCAUUGACAGGUGCUGCUCAGACAUUGAAGCAGCUGAUUUUGUGGCCUUGGACUUUGAAUUCUCUGGAUUGUUUCUGGAUGAGGGUAGAUCCAGACAUUCUUCUUUGGAAAAGUAUUUCGCCAGGUGCACCAAGAGCAUUCCCCAGUUCUUGCCACUACAAAUAGGGAUAUGUUGCGCUCGGCAGCGCAUGCAAGACAAAGUCUGGGAGUUGCGGUCGCACGAGUUCAACCUUUGGCCGAGCACGCGACAGCUGUUUAUGUCUGACUUCAAGUCGUUGCGAUUCCUGCGAGAAAACGGCUUUGACUUUAACUCCUAUCUGGAGUUUGGGUUUUCGUAUUCUCGACUGCCGGAGGCUCACCAGUCAAAGAAGGCACGUAAGUUCAAUGCCAAUCAGCUGGUACAGGCGCUGCGGGAUUGCAAGGUGCCUUUGGUGGUUCACAACGGGUUCCUCGAUCUGCUUCAUCUCUUCCAUAGCUUUAUUGGCGACUUACCCAGUGAGUGCUGCGACUUCUUUCAAAGCUGGGUCCAGCAUUUCCCAAGUACAUUUGACACGAGGCUGCUGGCACAGGAAGGCCAGUACAAGAUCCUGAGAGGCAGUGGACUCACGCUGGAGGCUCUGCAUGGGCAGCUGAGGGAGCUCGGACGUGUGCGGAUCGAAUGCCAUGGGCCCCUCGAGGAAGAUGGGCCAUGUCACGGGUCCUCGGGGCACGACGCCCUCCUCACAGCCAAGGUGUUCAUCUGGGAGCUGGAUUGCUGGAUUCAUGCAGACUCCAUCGAAGCUGAGCAGAAGAAGCGACGGAGGAAGCGCGUCAACGAGCUGGAGAAUGUGCUGCUUGCGAUGAGCUGGCAGGAGGUGCACAAGCUCGCCGACAAGGUGGGGGUGAGCGUAUAUCGCUCCAUCGUUCAUGGCCGGAUUGGUGGGCCGCACGGUGCCCGACGUCCAUUAGCUGAAAUACGCACUGCCAUAGCCGCUGUGCAGUACGCCAAAGAAUUGGAUGAGCAAAGGUGUCAAGAGGAGGCUGUCCGCGAUCCUGGCAUCAGCCUUUUGAGUGAGCCUGGUCCUGCUCUGACACCAGAUCUGCUCGUCUCACACAAGGUCUGCAAGAGAUUUCGCAACUGCCUGGCUGUCGUGGGUGCUUCUCCUGGCCAUGUCUGUUUGGAUGACCCUGUGCUGGGCGUGGGCUAG
Messenger RNA from Symbiodinium natans, 1230 nucleotides. The record is from the annotation of a GenBank genome assembly. NCBI's taxonomy places the organism in Eukaryota, Dinophyceae, Suessiales, Symbiodiniaceae.